Messenger RNA from Chrysemys picta bellii (western painted turtle), 1148 nucleotides. NCBI's taxonomy places the organism in Eukaryota, Metazoa, Chordata, Testudines, Emydidae. The record is from RefSeq and is a predicted model, not a curated record.
UUCCACUACCUGCAUCUGAAGAAGUGAGUAUUCGCCCACGAAAGCUCAUGCUCCUAUACGUCUGUUAGUCUAUAAGGUGCCACAGGACUCUUUGCUAAAAUUACAUCUAUUAUUUGUAUUAGAAAUGGAUCUGAUUAGCUCGAGAACACCAGAAAUUUGGCAAAGUUCCAGCCCCAAUCAAACUAACAUUGUGACUCUGAUCUAUUUCUCACUCACAUCAGAUCCUGUUUUGAAAUGUUUAAAAAUAAUUUCUAACUAUGAUGGUUGAAGGAAAGUAUAAUGGCAUAUUUUGGGCAUAAUUCUGCCAAUACUGUUGGCCUCUAUAAAGUUUUUGUGGGCAUGGAAUGAGGGAUUAUAUGAUCGGCUCUUUUAUUUAGAAAUGCUUGUAUCUCUUCAGUGACUUGACUUACUUAAUUCUGUUUAUGACAGCAUGGGGAAAUAUUUGUUUAAAGUCUAAUCUGUACAAAUGUAGGAGUUCAAUAUAUUAUAUAUGUCUCUCCUAUCUCCUUAUAUUUUCUCCUUUCCAGAACUGAAGGGUCCCAGGCUCCAGCGAACACAUUCAGGACAGAUCAGCAAGGAGGCAGGCAGCUGCAGGAAGGGUGGAGGCCAGCUUCACUCUGGGAUAGACACAUUGCUGAGCAAAGUGAAUGUGAAAUUUAUUUUCCUCUUUCUCGUAGGUGCCGGGGCCGCAAGAAGCCGGGUAAAAGAUCUCCAAGAGACUGUUAUCUGUUCAAUUUGCCUGGCUUAUUUUAACGAUCCGGUGAUUCUCGAGUGUGGGCACAAUUUCUGCCGAUCCUGCAUCGUUCGGCACUGCAAGGAGUCCAAAGUCUCCCCCCGGUAUCCCUGCCCUCAGUGCAGAGAACUGUUCGGGGAAGGGGAAUUCCAGCCCAACCGGCAGCUGAGGAAUGUAGUUGAAAUAGCCAAAAAAUUCCCAGAGCCGAGGGGGAAGAAAGUGUGUGAAAAACAUGAGGAACUUUUGAAACUCUUCUGUGAAGUGGAUCAAACCCCCAUCUGUGUGGUGUGCAGACGGUCCCCCGCUCACAAAGACCACGCCGUGCUUCCUAUUGAGGAGGCUGCCCUGGAUUACAAGCUCCAACCGAUGCUUCAUCAUGUCCGUUUGCUCCCCCAUUAGCCUCAGCAUCUCGUCC